AUGUCACAAAAGAAAUCGGGAGGAUGUUGUGGUGGUGAGGGAAAAACAAAUGACGAUCGUGCCUCGGUCAUUAUCGAAUCAAAUAGUACAGACAACAGAGCAAAGUUGGACAAAGGUGUAAAAUUGGUUUUGUUGGGAGAAGUAUUCACAGGAAAGACAUGUAUCGCAUCACGUUUAGUUAGAAAUGAAAUUGGACCAACAGAUCCAACUAUUGGUGCAGCAUUUUUAGUUAAAAAUAUGGUAUUGGAGAAUGGAACCAAUGUCAAACUUGAGAUUUGGGAUACAGCUGGUCAAGAAAGAUACAGAAGUUUAACACCAAUGUACUACAGAGGUGCAUCGGCUGCAGUUAUAGUAUAUGAUAUCACUAAAAAAAAUACAUUUGAAACAUUAAAGAGAUGGGUUUCUGAAUUACAAAAGCAAGCAUCACCAAAUCUCAUUAUGGCAUUUGCAGGUAACAAGGUCGAUUUACCAAACCGUGAGGUUCAAGUCGAUGAAGUCAGUAAAUAUAUUUCAGAGUUGGGUGGAGAUAUCAUAUUCUUUGAGACCUCUGCACAAACUGGUUACAAUGUCACCGAGUUAUUCAACGAGAUUUGCCGAAAGAUUAAAGAGUUAGAACCACUAGGUUUGACUCCAGCAGAGUCCUGUGCAACAUUUAUGUCGGUCACUUCUGGUUUAAAUCAAACUAUAACUUAA
Heterostelium album PN500 is the source of this 693-nucleotide messenger RNA. RefSeq names its product Rab family GTPase (gene rab5B). Bases 1 to 693 code for a protein of 230 amino acids. NCBI's taxonomy places the organism in Eukaryota, Evosea, Eumycetozoa, Acytosteliales, Acytosteliaceae. The transcript has 6 exons. Gene Ontology annotation, molecular function: GTP binding; GTPase activity. The record is from RefSeq and is a predicted model, not a curated record.